Salmo salar (Atlantic salmon) is the source of this 1170-nucleotide messenger RNA. The record is from RefSeq and is a predicted model, not a curated record. Lineage: Eukaryota; Metazoa; Chordata; Actinopteri; Salmoniformes; Salmonidae.
AUGCUUCUUGAACGCAAGACAAAUAACUUCAUGUCCCUUAAAGUUAAGGGACUAUUGGCACAAAAGCACAAGGAUGGACUUGCAGCUUCCUUGUUGAACAAACAUGUGGAGCACAGGAACCCGUUUGCACUGAGAGCCUGCUGCAAGAGACAGAGCCACUUUGUUUACAUCGGCCAAGACAUCUCUGGUAGUCCUGUGAGUGUGGAUGUGGGGAUGUGCAGGACGCAUUGUGGGGGAGAACAAAGCAGGACAUCACAUGAGGCUGGACUACAGCAGGGCUAUUCCAAACAUUCCUCCAUGUUGGAGUACCUCAGGAGCAAAAAAGUAAAGGUCCGCAAACCUACCACUCCAAUCAGUGCCAAGGGUUCUGGUCAGGUUACGUCCUGCGGGGUGAACCAUAACUGUGAGCCGACCGGGGUGAGGGUGGACCAGAUGUUGCUGUUCAAGGGUCCCCGGGAGGUUGAGGUCAUAGAGGAAUGCCACUGUGAAAACAAACUGACCCAAUGUGUCCGGGUUCCGGCACUCAAAACCUACUUCUUUAAGACCCCAUACGAGACUGUCAUCGAUGUGGGAAGCUGUUCGGGUUCGAAAGGUUCUCCAGAUGGGUUCUCCUGCGUGCCCACUAAAUUUGACUCGGCCUUAGUGGAGACCCCUAACAAGGUAGACCUGGUCCAGACGGUGGAGGUCUGUGAGCUGAGUAAGAGCUGCUAUAGAGUUCCCUACAUGGAGUACUACUAUGAAAUAGUCUAUGAUGCUAACGGAGUCAAAGAGGAGAAACUCAAGGAAAUAGACGUGGGCAGAUGUUUAGGAGGCUGCACCACAGGAAACCGCUGUCUUCUCAGAAGCCACUCUGAUUCCGAAGUGUGCUAUCUGUGGGCAGAGAGACCCACCAACUCUUGUGUCCCUCGGGGCUACGACAGCCACAUGUCCCUCAACCAGCAUGGCCAGAUCCGUACAGUUCUUUCCAUCUCCUCUUGUUUCUGUCAGUCCUGAACCAGUCCUCAGUAUGAUGCCCUCUAGUGGAGCAGAAACACACUGAUAUCCCCUGAGAACAAGAGGCUUCUGCCCUGUCAGGACCAGAAACAACCCUUAUAGUCUCUAACCCUUAGCAAGUAAUGUAGAUCUCAAAUACUUUGAUAGGUAAAAGCAAUGAAUGAUUGUAAUCUCACU